ACGACUGCUAAUCUUUGAGCUUGGCUACUUCAUAUUAUAUCUGAGAAACCCUAACAGAGCUGCCGCCAGGAAAAUAUGGACGUUCAGGUUAGGAAAAGCGCGAAAAGAACGAAGAAGAACGGUGGAGGCAGGAAGGGGAAGAAGAGGCGAAUCUCCGGUCCUCACUUGCCGAACACGCUUCGGAAGGCGAUCGAACACAUCAAUGAGAAGUCGAAUGGUCGAUUGGAUUCCGAGGGCGACGAAGAGAUCGAUUCGGAUGAAGGGAACGGAGAUGUGUAUGAGUAUGAGGAAGGGAUUCCUGAGGAGGAGUCCAGGAAGAACGCCCGCUUCGAUCGUGUUGAAAACUACGAAUACGAGCUCCCUGAGAAUUUUGAGGAUGAAGACGUGCAGUCUGAUGACGGUGAUGACGACGAGGUUAGCAAGAACAGUGACGAUGAAGACAAAACAGAAGACGAGGAGGAUGACGAUGAAGAAAGACACUCACGGAUGUUGCAAGCAAUAACUGGAAUGCCGACUGCAGCUUCCAAAGGCAAGAAGAACAGCAAGCCCGUCUUCAUAUCCGAAGUAUAUCCAGAAUCGGAAUUCAAUCCUACCCGUGAUGUUCUGGAGGGUGAUGGUCGCAUCACAAUCGAAGAUCUUCUGGAGCCUCUUCAAGGAAACUCUGCAUUUAGCGAAAUCAGAAAGAGGAUCUCGGGUAUGAAAAAAGAUUCAAUAUCUCUCAGUGCUCCUUUACCGAAGCCAGAACGGGAAAGACUGGAGCGGAAGGCAGUGAAAGAAUUAGUUGCAAAGGAGUUCAAUAAAUGGGUGCCCCUGGUAAAGAAAAAUAGGGAGGCACCAACUGUUUAUUUUAACCAAGAUGUCGAUGUAGGAAUUUCAACUGUUGGUGCAAUAGCAUCAGAAUUUGAACCCCGGACAGAGUUUGAGAAGAAAAUGGCAUCUGUGCUCCAUGAUGACAAAGUUCUAGAGGCUCAUAAGGAAGAUGGUGCCCUACUUCUUGAAAUGAAUGAGAUGUCUGUGGAAGAUCAUAUAAAGGACCGCGAUCAUAUUGCCAAGAUGCGGAGCCUCCUCUUCCGGCACGAGCUCAAAAGUAAACGGAUCAAGAAGAUCAAGUCUAAAACUUAUCAUCGCCUUAAAAAUAAAGAUAAGAUGAAAUCGGCAGUCGAUAUGUUAAUGGACCCAGAAAUUGCGAAAGAAGAGGCAAUGAAACAGGAUUUCAAACGGGCAGAGGAACGUAUGACACUAAGGCAUAAAAACAAGUCAAAGUGGGCCAAACGUAUGAUAGAUCGUGGACUGAAUGUUAGAGAUGAGGGAACUAGAGCAGCUAUAGCUGAACAAUUGCAGAUGAACACUAAUUUAACCAGAAAGAUGAACUCUAUGAAAGAUGAAAGUAGCAGCGAUGAGAGCGAUGAUGAAGAAGAAUUCAAUGAUGGUUUAGAUGAGGAUAACGUGUCCAAAUUGUUAGCAAAAGCAGAGGAGAAGACUCUCAAGGCUGUGGAAGAUGAGGGUGAAUUGCCUGCCUCUGGUGUUAUGUCUUUACCUUUCAUGGUACGUGCAAUGAAAAAGAGGAAUGAUGAAGCUGUUGAGGAAGCUAAACAUGCACUUGAGGUGUAUGGAGAACUCAAGAGUGCCGAUGGUGCUGAAAAUGCUGAAAAAAGCAUGACUGUUAGUGGCAGAAGGGUAUUUGGUGCGGCUGGCAGAAAGGAGGCUCCGAAAGAGUUGAAGAAGAAAGAGUCAGAUAACUUUUAUGACACCAGUGACAGCGAAAAUGAUGUGGAUGACAAAGAAGAUGCCGCCAACUUCGGGGUUGAAAGAGAUGAUGCGCUGGAAAAGGAAGCUGAUAUUGAUGAAGUUCUACCUGCUGGAAACACUGAGAAAUUUGGUGAUGAUGUCGGGAAUCCAGCAUCCAAGACAACUUUUGAUGUUGCGAUAUUUGCAUCUGGCUCUUGGAAGAAGGUGAAAAAUGGGAAGAAAGCUGAUGCUGCAAAUAACAAACAACCAUCAAAGAAGACUGUACGGGCUUUGCAGGGCCAAGAUAAAGAGGAAGCAAGCGAUGAAGAAAGUGGGGAUUCAGACACGGAAAUGGGACAAAUGGUUGAUGGGGUUAUGUCUUCAGUCCGAGAGGAUAAAUAUGAACUCCCUUCUCAGGCGGAGCUUAUGCGCCAUGGUUUUGCCGGUGAUGACGUUGCAGAUGAAUUUGAGAAGGAUAAGCUGGAGAUAUUAAACGAAGAAAAUCCAGAACCCGAAAAGCCAAUUCUAAUUCCGGGAUGGGGCCAGUGGGCCCAUAUCCAACAGAAGAAAGGUUUGCCGUCAUGGAUGCUGAAGGAACACGAAGAUGCGAAAAAGAAGAGGGAUCAAGCUCUCAAGAGCAGGAAGGAUGCUCGUCUCAAGCAUGUCAUCAUAUCGGAAAAAAUCGAUAAGAAGGCUGAGAAACUGCACACGAAGGCAUUGCCUUUCCCUUAUACAUCAAAGGAAGUGUUUGAACAAAGUAUCCGAGUACCCAUUGGACCAGAGUUUAAUCCAGCGACCACUAUUGGAGCUCUGAACCGGCCCGAGGUUGUGAAGAAACCGGGGGUGAUGAUAAAUCCAGUUAAGUACGAGGAGGUGAAUCCACACGAGAAAGAUGAUGACCGGCGGCCUCGAAACAAGCAGAAGCAAAAACCGGUAAAGGGUAAAAGCGGCAGAGGCAAAAACAAAGCCAAGUCGAAGUAAAAGCAAAGGCUCCGGUCAUAAUGCAGAAUAUUUCUACUGAACAACUGGUCAUGUUCAAGUUAUAUCAGCAAAGCAAGCAGUAUAGGUAUUACGGAGGCAUUGGCAGCAGAAGCCACGAAGAAAUCUUCCUAGCAAAAAUCUUUGCUGUUGUUUGUCCAUCGAAUUUUGAUCCCUGUAGCCAUUUUUUGUUAUAAUUUAUUACCUUUGCAUUGGUUGAGAGCCACAAAGAGUAGAGGUACUUCGAUCCUCUAAAGGGCAUAACUGUUUUAUGAGUCAUUUUUGUCA
Messenger RNA from Tarenaya hassleriana, 2994 nucleotides. RefSeq lists its product as uncharacterized. Gene Ontology annotation, biological process: rRNA processing. NCBI's taxonomy places the organism in Eukaryota, Viridiplantae, Streptophyta, Magnoliopsida, Brassicales, Cleomaceae. The record is from RefSeq and is a predicted model, not a curated record. The transcript is spliced from 12 exons. Bases 76 to 2709 code for a protein of 877 amino acids. Gene Ontology annotation, cellular component: small-subunit processome; nucleolus.